This is a messenger RNA of Mycena indigotica, 879 nucleotides long. RefSeq lists its product as uncharacterized. Lineage: Eukaryota; Fungi; Basidiomycota; Agaricomycetes; Agaricales; Mycenaceae. The record is from RefSeq and is a predicted model, not a curated record. The transcript has 4 exons. The coding region runs from base 1 to 879 and encodes 292 amino acids.
AUGUUCGCUCUCCGUUUCUUCAGCAUCGCCAUUCUAGCCAUUUCCUCUUUUGCGGCUCCCUCUACCCCGCCUGGCCAAGUUGUCACACCAAAAGGUCUCCGUGACGCAUCCACCGUCCAUGAAAUACCUUCAGGAGGAAAAGUUAAGCAUGUCGGCAACUCGACGGUCCACAUCAUCAGCAACACGGGGUCGGUCCUCAAAGUGGUCAAGCUCAAACCCGAGCUCGAGGCAGCAGUUCCAACCCCUACUUCCGAUGCCCCAAUUCCAUUGCAGACCGGUUGGGUAGCAUAUGCCCACUACUUCAACAACGAUGUCCCAAUCGGCUCGUUCAAGACUACCUGGACUGUUCCGCCCACGCCGGCUGCAAACCAUGGCCAAACUCUGUUCCUUUUCAACAGCAUUGAACCAGGCAGCUUUGACGGAAUCAUGCAACCCGUUUUACAGUGGGGACCUAGCGCAGCUGGAGGUGGCGCACAAUGGAUGCUUGCUUCCUGGUAUCUUUACCCUGGAGGGACAUUCUUCACACCCCUCGUUGGCGUUUCUGUUGGCCAGACGCUUCAAGGUGAAGUCCAGCUUGUUGGCGCAUCUGGCGGAACCUUCAACUACCUCUCCUCCUUCACCAAUGUCGGGGGCACAGCACUCGAGGUCGAUGGUGGUGAGGAGUUGAAAUGGGCUACACUUACCCUUGAGGCGUACGGCGUUACCACUCGUAACGACUACCCGGCAGGCUCGACCGUCUUCUCCGCGACCAACCUCGAGCUGACGAAUGGUGGGUUCCCUAACAUCAACUGGGCCACUGUGAGCGACACCGCGGAUGGUAUUAUCACGACGGUGAACACCGAGGGCUCGACAGCGGCCGUUGUCACGAUUACUUACUGA